Molecule: messenger RNA, 2341 nt
Organism: Hippocampus zosterae (dwarf seahorse)
Lineage: Eukaryota; Metazoa; Chordata; Actinopteri; Syngnathiformes; Syngnathidae
Product: solute carrier family 2, facilitated glucose transporter member 4-like
Exons: 11
Coding region: 288-1802 (504 amino acids)
Biological process (GO): monosaccharide transmembrane transport
Cellular component (GO): membrane
Molecular function (GO): hexose transmembrane transporter activity
Source: RefSeq, a predicted model, not a curated record
CUUCAACCUGUCCACCUUCACCACCACCACCGCCCCUCUCUGUCACUCCCAGCACCAACAACCAAACCCCCUCCCUGCCUUCCCUUGUUGAUAGAGGCGUGCACGUGGUUGCACUGGUGUCACUUUACAGACUAGCCGUGGACAGUGGACAGUCUUGCUGAAAAGCAGGACCGGGGCACGUUUGCUUUUUGGAUCUGAUCGCGUUUUGUCUCCAAGCUUGAAGUUCAAGAGGGGAGCUGCCAGGCACGCUCUCUCUCGGGUGGAGCUUGACGGAGCUGCCAAAAGUCAUGCCGGCCGGCUUUCAGCAACUGGGAGGAGAGACGGUGACUGGAACCCUUGCCCUAUCCGUGUUCACUGCUGUACUGGGAUCCCUGGAGUUCGGAUACAACAUCGGUGUCAUCAAUGCACCUCAGAAGAUCAUCGAGAAGGACUACAACGCCACAUGGGUGCACCGCUACGGACAAGCCAUCCCGGCGGGGACGCUCACGUCUCUGUGGUCCCUGUCCGUAGCCAUCUUCUCCAUCGGCGGGAUGAUGUCCUCAUUCUGCGUCGGCUUUGUUUCCGAGUGGCUGGGCAGGAGAAAAGCCAUGCUGAUCAACAACUUGCUAGCCUUCAUGGGUGGGACGCUGAUGGGCCUGUCCAAGUUGUGUCGCUCCUUUGAAAUGUUGAUCCUUGGACGCCUUGUCAUCGGCGCCUACUGCGGGCUGGCAUCCGGCUUGACCCCUAUGUACGUGGGUGAGAUAGCGCCAACCAGUCUGCGCGGGGCGCUGGGUACGCUGCACCAGCUGGCCAUCGUCACAGGGAUUCUCUUGGCGCAGAUUCUAGGGCUGGAGCAGCUGCUGGGAGGUGAGGAGCUGUGGCCCAUCCUGAUGGGGCUGACGGUGUUGCCGACCGUCCUCCAGAUGGCGCUGCUACCGUUCUGCCCCGAGAGCCCUCGCUUUCUCUACAUCAUCCGAUGUCAGGAGCACCACGCCAAGAGAGGCCUGAGGAGGUUGACGGGGCGCCAGGAAGUGGGCGACCUGCUGGCGGAGAUGAAGGAGGAGAAGAGGAGGAUGGACAUGGAAAGGAAGGUGUCCAUCGCGGAGCUGUUCCGGUCGCCGCUGCAUCGCCAGCCGAUGGUCAUUUCCAUUCUGCUGCAGCUCUCCCAGCAGCUCUCCGGUAUCAACGCGAUUUUUUACUACUCCACCAGCAUCUUCACCAAGGCCGGGGUCCAAAGUCCAGUUUAUGCCACAAUUGGAGCCGGAGUGGUGAACUGUGCUUUCACCGUGGUCUCGCUUUUCCUAGUUGAGCGGAUGGGCCGGAGGACGCUCCACAUGCUGGGGCUGGGCGGAAUGUGUGUCUGCGCCGUGGUCAUGACCGUAGCUCUCAGUUUAUUGGACACCGUCCCUGCAAUGAGCUACGUCAGCAUGUUGUCCAUCUUCGGUUUCGUGGCCUUCUUUGAGGUCGGUCCGGGUCCAAUCCCUUGGUUCAUUGUCGCCGAGCUGUUCUCGCAGGGUCCCAGGCCAGCUGCUAUGGCCGUGGCAGGUUGCUCAAACUGGACCGCUAACUUCGUCAUCGGCAUGGGCUUCCAGUACGUUGCUGAGCUGUGCGGACCGUACGUGUUCCUGAUCUUCGCCGCGCUGCUGCUCUUCUUCCUCAUCUUCACCUUCUUCCGCGUGCCCGAGACACGGGGCAAGACCUUCGACCAGAUUUCCGCCAACUUCCACCACGCCUCAGCCGACGACGCCAUGAUGGACAUGGAUAUGGAACUCAACAAGACGAGCACAGAACUGGACUACUUUGGGGACGAAAGCAAUAACUGACAAUUCCACGACGACACUGGAAGGCUUUUGUUUUAUUUAUAAUCUGAGUGUUGUGUUUAAAAAAAAAACAACCAAAAAAAAAAACCUAACACUUCUUUCCAGGGAAUACGUAAUGGACAUUUACUUCUAAUUCCACACACUGGAAAUGUUUGCACUUUAAUGAUAUAUCUUAGACUAUUAAGAAUAAUUAAUUUCAGUUACUCAGAAGAGGAACUCAAAGAUGUUUUGUCCAAUUUUAAGGCAAGACAUACGCGAGCUGAGGCUAAAUUAUCAAAACGUGAUCAUUCUCAAUAUGUAGCGUGUUGAGCAAUUUUGAUAACGCAAAUCCAGAAAAGGCACAACUCUUGCAUUUAGUUCAAGUUCAAUCGUAACAAUUAAGCACCCCCCAAAAAUAAAUUUAAAAAGUCACAUUUUUGUGAUAGCAUGCUCGAGACAUUUGACAACUCUCAUUGGCAGUUGUACAAAUUCCCUCAUCUUAACCAUUUGGCUAAAUAGCUAACCAAUUGUACCUACAACCAGAUGAGUGAUGCCAAGUUACA